AGUCAAGCUCUCGAUGUGGGAGGUGGGGAAGGGGAGAGGAUGGUUAUAGGAGGUGGGUGCGGGGAGACGCUGGAGGAAUCGGAGAGCGCGGCGCGGAGAGGAGAGAGCAGGAGGAGUGGUGGUGGUGGUGGCUGGGGGGGGAGGGAGGCUGUGGCGUUGUUCGCAUGGUGCCGUGCACUCGUGCGCUCCAGCGUACGGCAGCAGUAGCAACACGCACGGACAUACAGGCGCAGACGGGAGAGUCAGUCAGCUCUUCCGCAGUUAGACACACGGGCAGAAUAGGACACGGGCACAUCGACUGACAACGCAGAGAGACGCGACACAAAGACUCGGGGGAGAUACAGAGACAGCGCGAGAGAGACACACACAGAUUCACAGGCCAACAGAGAGACGCGGAGAAACAAAGGUUACGUGAAGACACGCGGACGAAGGGACCGACGGAUACGCAGACCGGGGGAACUGAGAGUCGGAGGGAUAAUCCCCCAGCCCCUAAGCCCAGCCCAGGCGAGGCUGCCCCUGGCUGCUGCUGCCCCCAGCACCGCGGGGAGAGGGAGCCCGCAUGGCCGAGCGUGGGGGCGACGCGAUUCCGCGUCUCCCGCCCGACGUGAGCGCGCGCCUCGCCGAACUGGAGCUGGAACUCUCGGAAGGGGACAUCACACAGAAGGGCUAUGAGAAGAAGAAAGCCAAGUUGCUUGCCCCAUACCUGCCACACCCACCAGUGUCGGAUGCGGCGUACGGAGGGGAGCGCCGCGCCUCUCCCGUCACUCCUCUCUCCUCCUCCUCGUCUUGCUCAAAGUACGGCCGACGGCGCCGUCCCUCCGGCACUCGCGAUGAACGCUACCGCUCCGAUGUACACACGGAAGCAGUGCAGGCGGCGCUAGCCAAGCACGUGGACAGGAAGAUGCCCAUGCCGAGCAAGCGGCGCUCUCUCGUCGCGCAGACGUCCAUCGACGCGUACACCCCGCCCGACACAUCGUCGGACGAGGAGGCCGACGGCGGUAGCGGCAGCGGCAGCGGCGGGCGGCGCGCCGAGCGCGGGAGCAGCGGUGGCAGCCGGGGCAGCCGGAGCAGCCGGGGCGGCGGAGAGGAGAGGGGGGGCGGCGGCGGUGGCGCCGCCGGCGCCGGCAAUGGCGGCGGCUCCCAGCGGCCGCCUCCUCCAUUGCCGGCGGCGGAGGCGGCUCGCCGCUCGCGCUCGCGCUCCCGCUCCCGCUCGCGGUCGCGCUCGCGGGCGCGGUGCCGCCCCUCCUCGAGCCGGGGAAGCCUCGGCCCUGCGGCCGCCACCACCUCCGCUACGCUCCACGCCUCCUCGUCCACCUCGUCCUCGGCUCACUCCACCUCGUCGGCGCGCUCGUCCUCCGUCACCGCCAGCACGGCGUCGCGAGCCUCCUCCUCCUGCAGCCCCGGCACCGGGGACGGCCCCAGCGGUUUGGACACCGGGGGGGGCGGUGGCGGCGGCGGCGGGGAUGGAAGCGAGGUGGUGGGGGAUGGGGAAAUCGUUGAGGGAGUGGAUGACGACGACGACGAGGUGGAGAGGAAGCAGGCGUCACCCGGGGGCGGGCGCGGUGCCAAUAAAGCGGUCGUGGAGGACCUCGCCGAUGGCGUCGGCUGCUUGCACAUAGUAGAGGCCCCCCAGGGCCCCCCAGACGUGGCGACCCACGGGCCCCCCGAGCGGCUCCCCUGCGUGGAGCGGGUGCAGGUGUCGUCCGUGCGAAGUCUCCCGCGUCAGCUGGGCAACGCGCAACUCAUGGAGACGGGAGACGGAGUCCCCGUGAGCAGCCGCGUCUCCUCCAAGAUCCAGCAGCUGCUCAACACGCUCAAGCGGCCCAAGCGGCCGCCGCUCAGAGAGUUCUUCGUGGAAGACUUUGAGGAGCUCCUCGACGUGCAGCAGGCCGACCCGAACCAGCCGCGGCCCGAGGGCGCGAUGACGAGCGUGGUACGCGGCGAGCCGCUGGGCGCCGGCGUCACAGCAUGGCCGCCCGCGCUGGAGGCAGCGCUGCACCGCUGGGGGACCACGUCGGGCCGCAUGCCGUGCCUCACCGCCCUCGACACGGCCGGCAAGCCGACCGUCACCCUCACUUACGGCAAGCUGUGGAGCCGGAGCGUGAAGCUGGCGUACACGCUGCUGCACAAACUGGGAGGCAAGCAGGAGGCGCUGCUCAAGCCCGGAGACAAGGUGGCGCUCGUGUACCCAAACAACGACCCGGUGGCAUUCCUGGUGGCGUUCUACGGCUGCCUGCUCGCUGAGCUGGUGCCCGUGCCUAUCGAGGUGCCGCUCACGCGCAAGGAUGCCGGGAGCCAACAGAUUGGAUUCUUGCUGGGAAGUUGCUGCGUUACCGUGGCGAUGACGAGCGACGCCUGCUACAAAGGCCUCCCCAAGACGCCCACCGGUGACAUCAGCCAGUUCAAAGGUCACUGCCUGCGUGGGGUGGAGGUCGCUGUCGGCUGGCCCAAGCUCACGUGGUUCGUGACGGAGUCGAGGAACGUGGGGAAAGCUCCCAAGGACUGGACUCCCCACAUCUGUGACGCCAACGGCGACAUCGCCUACAUUGAGUACAAGACGAGCAAGGAGGGGAGCGUGAUGGGCGUCACGGUGUCGCGAGCGGCGAUGCUCACCCACUGCCAGGCACUCACGCAGGCCUGCAGCUACAUCGAGGGAGAGACGCUGGUGAACGUCCUCGACUUCAAGAAGGACGUGGGGCUGUGGCACGGCAUCCUCACCAGCGUGAUGAACAUGCUGCACGUGGUUUGCGUGCCGUACUCGCUCAUGAAGGUGAACCCGGUCUCCUGGAUUCAGAAAGUCUACGCCUACAAAGCGCGGGUGGCGUGUGUUAAGUCACGGGACAUGCACUGGGCACUGGUGGCACACCGAGACCAGCGUGACAUCAACCUGCGCGCCCUGCGCAUGCUCAUUGUGGCGGACGGAGCCAACCCCUGGUCGAUCUCGUCAUGCGACGCGUUCCUCAACGUGUUCCAGAGCAAGGGGCUGCUGCCCGAGGCAAUCUGCCCCUGCGCCGGCUCCCCCGAGGUGCUCACCAUCGCCAUCCGCAGGCCGAGCGAGGACGGGUUGCCGCUCCCCGCGGGCCGCGGCGUCCUCUCGAUGCACGGCCUGAGCCACGGAACGAUCCGCGUCGACUCGGAGGAGAAGCUCUCGGUGCUCACGGUGCAGGACGUGGGCAGCGUCAUGCCGGGAGCCGCGGUGUGCGUGGUGCGGCCGGACGGGGUGCCGUUCCUGUGCCGCACCGACGAGGUGGGGGAGCUGUGCGUGUCUUCCCCCUGCACCGGCACCUCCUACCUGGGACUCGCUGGCAUCACCAAGCACACCUUUGAGGUUUUCCCGGUGGACGACGCGGGGGUCCCCGUCAGCGGAGUCCCCUUUGUGCGCAGCAGCAUGCUGGGAUUCCUGGGGCCCGGCGGGCUCGUGUUCGUGGUGGGGAAGAUGGACGGGCUCAUGGUGGUGGGCGGCCGUCGACACAACGGGGACGACAUCGUGGCCACCGCGCUCGCCGUGGAGCCCAUGAAGUUCGUCUACCGCGGACGCAUCACGGUGUUCUCCGUCACCGUCCUGCACGAGGAGCGGAUCGUGGUGGUGGCCGAGCAACGCCCGGACGCCUCGGAGGAGGACAGCUUCCAGUGGAUGAGCCGCGUGCUGCAGGCCAUCGACAGCAUCCACCAGACGGGCGUGUACUGCCUGGCGCUGGUGCCGGCCAACACGCUGCCCAAGACGCCGCUGGGCGGAAUCCACCUGUCGGAGACGCGCCAGCGCUUCCUCGAGGGGGCCCUACACCCCUGCAACGUGCUCAUGUGCCCCCACACCUGUGUCACCAACCUGCCCAAGCCGCGGCAGAAGCAGCCAGAGGUGGGGCCCGCCUCCGUGAUGGUUGGGAACCUGGUGGCCGGGAAGCGGAUUGCGCAAGCGAGCGGGCGAGACGUUGGGCCUCUGGACGACAGCGAACACGCAAAGAAGAACCUGUUCGUCGCCGAGCUGCUGCAGUGGCGGGCACAGAGCACGCCCGACCACACGCUCUUCAUUCUGCUCAACGCACGGGGCGCCGUCGCGAGUGCCGUCACGUGCGUGCAGCUGCAGCGGCGAGCGGAGCGCGUGGCGGCCGCGAUGGCCGAGAGGGGACGGCUCAACCCGGGCGACCACGUGGCCCUCGUCUACCCGCCCGGCAUCGACCUGAUCGUGGCGUUCUACGGCUGCCUCUUCCUGGGCUGCGUUCCUGUGACCGUGCGGCCCCCUCACCCCCACAACAUCCCCAGCACCCUCCCCACCGUCAAGAUGAUCAUCGAGGUGAGCCGAGCAGUGUGCGUGCUCACCACGCAGACCGUCAUGAAGCUGCUUCGCUCCAAAGACGCGAGCGGCACCGUCGACAUGAAGACGUGGCCCCCCAUGCUGGACACCGACGACCUGCCCAGGAAGCGGCCGCCACAAAUCGUGUCGCUGGGCAGCGCAGACGCCCUGGCCUACCUCGACUUCAGCGUCUCCACCACGGGCAUGCUCGCUGGCGUCAAGAUGUCGCACGCGGCCACGAGCGCGCUGUGCCGCUCCAUGAAGCUGCAGUGCGAGCUGUACCCGUCGCGCGAGGUCGCCGUCUGCCUCGACCCCUACUGCGGCCUGGGCUUCGUGCUCUGGUGCAUCAGCAGCGUGUACUCGGGCCACCAGUCGAUCCUGAUCCCGCCGUCGGAGCUGGAGGGGAAUGUGUCGCUGUGGCUGUCGGCCGUGAGCCAGUACCGCGUGCGCGACACCUUCUGCUCAUACUCCGCCAUGGAGCUGUGCACGCGAGGCCUGGGCGCGCAGACCGAGGCCCUGAAGGCACGCGGCGUGGACCUGUCGCGCGUGCGCACGUGCGUGGUGGUGGCCGAGGAGCGGCCCCGCAUCGCCCUCACUCAGUCGUUCUCAAAGCUCUUCAAGGACCUGGGCCUCCACCCGCGUGCCAUCAGCACCGCCUUCGGCUGCCGCGUCAACCUCGCCGUGUGCCUGCAGCCUCACAGACUGGGGAAGUUGGCAGAGCAGGGCACGGCUGGACCGGACCCCACAACGGUUUACGUGGACAUGCGCGCACUCCGCCAUGACAGGGUGCGGUUGGUGGAGAGGGGAUCGCCACAUAGUUUACCACUCAUGGAGUCUGGCAAGAUCCUGCCGGGUGUGCGCGUGAUCAUCGUCAACCCGGAGAACAAGGGCCCGCUCGGAGACUCGCACCUCGGGGAGAUCUGGGUGAGCAGCCCGCACAACGCGAGCGGGUACUACACGCUGUACGGGGACGAGCCGCUGCACUCCGACCACUUCAGCGCGCGCCUCAGCUUUGGCGACACGCAGACCGUGUGGGCGCGCACCGGCUACCUGGGCUUCCUGCGCCGUACCGAGCUCACCGACGCCAGCGGGGAGAGGCACGAUGCGCUGUACGUGGUGGGUUCGCUAGACGAGACGAUGGAGCUGCGCGGGAUGCGCUACCACCCCAUCGACAUCGAGAUCUCGGUGCUGCGCGCCCACAGGAACAUCGCCGAGUGUGCGGUGUUCACGUGGACGAACCUGCUGGUGGUCGUGGUGGAGCUCGACGGCUCGGAGCAGGAGGCGCUGGAUCUGGUGCCGCUGGUGACGGGGACAGCGCUGGAGGAACACCACCUCCUGGUGGGCGUGGUGGUCGUGGUGGACGUGGGCGUCAUCCCGAUCAACUCGCGCGGGGAGAAACAGCGCAUGCACCUGCGGGAUGGCUUCCUGGCCGACCAGCUGGAUCCCAUCUACGUCGCCUACAACAUGUGACGCGGGCGCGGCGAGCCACCCCUGCGGUGCGCGAGUAUACGCACGUAUACGCGUUACGCCGGCACGGCGAGUGACAUCCCGCCAGAGCGCAGCGUGCCCUCGGCACGCCUCGAUCCGGCAGUGUACGGCGCAACGUGCCGCCGACGGUGACAUGCGGAACAAUGAACACGAACACUCCCCACCCCCGACCACGACGAUCACGCCCUCGUUUAGCGUGCAUCACGCCAGGUGCCAGCGUGCAUCACGCCAGGUGCCAGCGUGCGGAGCGAAGUGGACUUCAGCCCGGUCGGCUGCCGGCUUGUCGGCCUCGAACGAACUUGACUGGCCAAGCAUGAGGAGACCACGAUCGGCCGGCCGCGCGUUCACAGGCCGCCGCCGCCACGUCCACCGUCGCCGGCAGUCACCUUCCCCAUUCUGCGCGUUUCAGCAUGAGGCAGCACGGAUGGUUCCUCUGAUUAGGUUUUUUUAAUUUUAUAAUUUUUUUGUUAAAAGCGUUCAUAUCGCAGGACGGCAGAUCGGCCGGCGAUGCCAUGCUUGUGCCACACGGACGGACGGACGCGCGCUGGAAGGGAUCUGUGCCAUGGCGGCAACGUCGCCAGGCCGCGGCAACAACCACCACGGUGGACCACGUGACUCCCCCUCCACAUUGCAGAGAGGGCCUCCCUGUCGGGCCUUGGGGGUUGGGGAUGAACCGCAAACGGUCGGGUUGGGUCGCCCAUCGCGACGAGCACUGAAGAAGCCAGAAAAGGAAGUCUCACCGGCAAACAUUUCUUCCUGCCCAUUUAAAUUGUCGUUUUCUUUUCAAUUGAAAGAAAAACAAAGAAGAUUAUGCUUUGUCCAUCGCGAGGCGAGAAUGUGGCUCGGUGUUGUUUUAUUUUGUAGCUGCUGUACGGUGUGCUCCUGGAGGGGGGGGGGUGGUUUUGUAAUGGGGUCGCGUUGGUCUGUUCUGUGACCGACUGCACGGUCUGGUGUGAAGGGGUUCUUCUUUUUUGGCUUGGCUGCAAAUCGGAUUUGUGCUUUAACGUGCCACUUGCCCACUCGCUCACGCAUGGAUUUUCCACCUCAACCUCCCCCGAGUGUCAGUUAGAAAGACACUGUCCCAUACAAGAGUAAUGUUUAAAAUUCAAUAAUUACCGUUAAAGUGAAUGAACCACUGCGAUCGCGAUGAUGAAUGACACCGUUCUGUUUCUCUCAUUCCAAAUCUACUUGGACGUCUCUUUUGGACUAUUUGUGCCGCUGUUGGCACUGGUAUAGUGGUGGUGGUUUUGAUUGUUCUGGUAGUGGUGGUGGUGAUGAUGAUAGUGAUGGUUCAGGCAGUGGUGAUGGUGGUGAUAGCCUUGGUGGUGGUGGUGAUUUUGAUAAUGAUGGUGAUAGUGGUGGUGGUGGUAAUGGCUUUGCUGCUGCUGAUGGUGCAUGCAGGGCCUCCACGUUGCGUUGCUGGGGUUGUUGUGGGCAGUGGCAGUGGGGAAUCCAUGGAGAUCCGGACUUCAGAGAUCACACCCCAGCUGAACCGGCCCCUGACCCCUGACCCUGUACCUCGGCUCCCUCUGGGAGGCAGGGAGGAGUUGAUGAACUCCAUCCACCUCCCUCUUCCCGCCUCACUCCCUGCGGAGACGCAACCAGUGGAUGGACAGAAAGUGUUUGGAGUGUUGCUGUGAUGCCGUUCGCAGCAGACAUUGUCAUACAGUAUACGUAAGGGAGUGGUCAAAAAAUAUUGAGAACGAGUCAAUAGAAAAGCCACACCUAUCUAAUGUUAGGCUUGUUUUGAAGCCCCCCCCAUAUUUCUGUAUUAAUUAUAUCACGUGAUGACGAAAAUGACGAUGAAAAUAGUAAUAUAUUACUGAGAGCGAUUAUAUUGAAACAGGAAUGCGCUUGAGUCCGUGUUUGCUUUUGUAAUGUCACAUUCUCGAAGGGUUCUUUGGCCGAGCCUUGCGGUAUUCGUGCGCGCCGAGAUGAGAGGAGAGGGGCUUGUACGCACCAGGCAGUUUCAUCCGCGAUGCGCUCGCGUCACGAGCGUGGCGGCCCGGCGUUGCGUGCCGUCGCGAAUCGCGGUUUUGAUUUUUCUCCUGCACACUCACCGUUUUGUGUUCACGUUUGCCACGGCGUGGCAACUUGCGGGUAAGCCGUCGCCCCGCGAUCACCUCCGUUGGAACUUUUACAACAACAACAACAAAAAGAACACUUCUUGCAUUCGCCAAAGCUCAACCACGAUUCACAUUUUGGCCGACGGGUGAUCGUUCAAAUUUCAGAGACCUGCAGCGACCGUGGUGUACCGAUGUCUGCCAAGAGCACGCAAACGGUUCGAGCAGCUUUUGUCCCGCGGUCAAUACGCGAAUAACGAAGGUCUCCCACGCUCAACGGAACGGUGGGGCGGUCUCUCACCUUAAGGCUUGCAGCUCGGAGCCAGUGGUGGAAAUUCCAUAUUCCCGUGGUGGAGGCCAGUCCAUCCGUAAACACAAUUGCUGUUAAUCUCUCGUCAAGUCAUCCAUCGAGCCCUCUGGGUAAUGCGGAGUGCCGGGUCGACCUCGGCCCAGGUUUGAACUUUGAACUCCCCGACCCAUGGGGUUCACCGUUCGAAUGCUCUUGCCAGUCGUGCCGCCCAGCUGGACAUCGCUGAUGGACAGGCCGCGAUCUCAGUGACCAGUUCGGCUGAAAUCACGACGAUCUCGUUCAGCUGCUCGGUGCUCUUGUUUUUGAACGUGUAUCAUCAUGAGCAUGUGUUUGAACGCGUGUCCACGUAGUUCAUUUGCCCAAGGCAGCAAUUUGUAUUGGUGACAUUCUGCACAAGUGACUUAUUAUUAUCAUUGUCGUUCAUGGAUGGAUCAGGGACUAUUCUGUCUUUUUUUUAAAUCAUUAUUUAAAGUCUUAUGUAGUGUUUUUUUUAAAUGGAUCCACUUGAGUUAGGGUUGUUAAGAUGUGUUUCGUGAUUGUCCUGUUCAUGUUGUUGCUGUUGUUAUCAUUGAGUUUGGGGGUGCUUUUUAAACUCCUGAUUUCUGCAGACGGUUCAUUUUUAGUAGACAGAUUUGUCAGAUAACCAUUGAUGCAUUGCAUACACGUGCAUAUUAGGCGUUUAUGCACACGCGCAGAAUAGCAUAUAUAAUAUGUCGCACACAGUAUGCGUUCAUGUGCGUAUACAUAUGUAUGCGUAUACUGUAUUCUAUUGUAUAGACUAUAGUCACUUUAUAAAUAUAUAUGUAUAUAGACCUAGAUGUGUAUUGGCAUACGUACACAUACUAUGGCACUGUAUAUACAUAUAAUGUGUAUAUAAACAUAUACAUGCAUAUGUAUACACACGUGAUCCAUGCUGUGUGCAUUCAAGCUGUCGGUGCCACAUGUCAAAGUAUACACAUCCCCGCACUAUUAAAAGUAUAAUAAUAAUUAUAAUAAUUUGCUUUCUUCAGGAAAGCAUGAGUCCCAAAGCUCUUUUUCCGGGGGGUCUUGCUGCAAUGGGCUGUUUGGAUAAUUAUUUCUUUUUUUAAUGACUUUAUUAAUGAGUGUUUUGCUUCGCGUGAAAUAUAAAUCGUAGAGCCCAAGAGAAACCCCCAAGGCGGCGGGUUCGCGAACCCCACUUGUUCUGCUGCCGUUCUUUUGUGCCCACCUCGCAGCCCCCCCCCCCCCCCCCAGCAGGUGUGUUUGGAUAACCUGCCAACCUUACCGAUGGCCGAAGCGAUAAGCUGCCGAUGAUUUUGUUUUAUCCUGCGACCCCCCCCCCCCUCCCCCCUAUAAGGAGCUUCAGAGCUAAUCGCACCGCUCUAUCUCAACAUUGUGCAGAAGAAAAAUUGUAGCAACUACUGCUUUGAAAAUUCAUAUGCGGUGAAAACGGUUUGAACAUCGACAAGCCUGCCGCUUAAAUCUGGAGGGUCAGUCAAGUAUGUUAGCGCCUGUGAAUCUCUAGAUGAUCCAUCACCCCCCCCCCCCCUCCUAAUGACCACUGCUUUGCUGUGGUGCCACACACGAUCGCACCUCCGAUGAACACUGUUGGCUACGUACGGUGUUGACGAACUUCAACAUACACGCAAUGUGUAUGCACACACACACGUGUCUCACGCAUGCACUCACUUCUUAUCCCUCCUCCCUCCCCCCGUCUUGACGCACAAUAAGUUUCACAGUUUGGUCCUGUAACAAAUAAAAAAAACGAGCAGUGUCUCGACAAGUUGGCAAGAAAGUCACGACGUUUUGGGCGACCAGCCACCUUCAGGACAAUGCGUGGUGUCGCUUUCGUGUUCGUUAUAUAACGUGAAAACCAUUGUCCCUGGUGUGAAUGGAACCACUAGUGGCGGUUAGCGAUCGAGUGUGCCGGCGGUACAACUGCCAUCAGGAGCUCAUGGGACGGAUAGUCCCAGGCCCCGGGCAACAAAUGGGGAGGAGACUGGACAAGGCGCUCCAAUUAAUUCCUGUGAACAGUUCCCAUGUCAACCCACACUGUGCUACCGAUUCCAUCCUGUGUGUGUGUAAGCGUGUGACCGCUUGACGGUGAUCCGUGCGGUGAGCACUACUAUAUGGGAAGUGAAAAUUGGCAGUGCGUGUCCUCUCGAUGGAUGAUGCACGGAUGAACUUGACAUCGCCCUAAACAAUGUGGACUUUCCACCACUGGUUAAGUGCAGCCAUUGCUCCCAGGGCUUGUGUCGAUUCGUGUAUACCAUUUAAAGCACCUCCGAUUUAGCACGGUGGGCUACGUACGGCGCGAAAGAAGUUCAACAUACAUAAAGCCCGCUAAGACCACAAUUCUAUUUUUUUCAAGGGAGACCUGGGAUUAAAUUGAAUGCAACAAAUAGCAGCAGCAGCAGCGGGGUUGCUGCAGGAGUGAAACCAAACGGGAGCGGGGAGGAGGAGGAGGGAGUAGACACCUCGACUCCACGGCUGCAGCGUGCCUGCAAGUGCCUACUGGCGUCGCCACAGACGCCCCCCACCACCUCACCGCGUGCCGACCGUGAGCUUCACAGCAAGCAAUGAGCAGCGAGACAAAAUCAGCCGCGUGGCAAACGGCGGAGUGGCGUCCCCCCCCACCUGGAAUGGGCUGGCCCUGCAACAUUCCAGACAGAAAUUAAUACAAGCAGCAAGGGUGGGGGGGGGCAGCCAGAAUCUUGGUCGUCUCACGGCCCCCCACGCCAUC
This is a messenger RNA of Lethenteron reissneri (Far Eastern brook lamprey), 10874 nucleotides long. Its product is annotated as disco-interacting protein 2 homolog C-like. The record is from RefSeq and is a predicted model, not a curated record. Lineage: Eukaryota; Metazoa; Chordata; Hyperoartia; Petromyzontiformes; Petromyzontidae.